This is a messenger RNA of Phytophthora infestans T30-4, 15390 nucleotides long. RefSeq names its product HECT E3 ubiquitin ligase, putative. Gene Ontology annotation, molecular function: thiosulfate-cyanide sulfurtransferase activity; ubiquitin-protein transferase activity; protein binding. The record is from RefSeq and is a predicted model, not a curated record. Lineage: Eukaryota; Oomycota; Peronosporomycetes; Peronosporales; Peronosporaceae. Gene Ontology annotation, biological process: protein ubiquitination. The coding region runs from base 1 to 15390 and encodes 5129 amino acids. The transcript is spliced from 7 exons.
AUGGGGACGCAGGCGUCGCGCGAUGUCGACGCCGCAGCUAAUGCGGUAGGCCCCGCUGCUUUGCAGGAUGAGCAGAUGUCGGUACGUGCAUGGCGCACGGGUGUGCCAUUCACGCUGCUGCAUGACGAGGGCUUCGUGGUGGAGAAGUUCCAGGAACUGCUGGUAACUUCGAACGCGCAGCAGAGCAACAAGGCGGUGGGGGAGGCGCAGACGACGGUCUCGGGGUUAGAUGAGGCGUCGAUGGACGAGAUACAGCAUGCGACAGACAUGGCGCGCAUCAAACUCUUCGCCCGCACUAAACGAGAUAGCGGCACAGGGGGUCAAUGCAGCUCUCGACCUGCCUCACCUUCCAGUUUGGGGCCUGGUGCAGCCUCGAUGCUGACUUCCUCUACGGUCACAGAGAAUCCGCCCAGCGCUUUAGCUGGGAUGGCGGGCAACACUCUGUCGAGAGAGUCGCCGGAGAGUGUUGACAGUGAGAGGCUACGCUCUCAGCGAGACAAACUGCUCCAAAUAUACUAUGAGCAGAUUGCGGCGAGAAUGAGACAAAAACAUAUUGAAGACGGGGAAGAAACGACGAGGACAAGAGGCCUGCAGGGUGCUGAAGGACACGAGAUUUCGCAACAUGUGACGGCAACCAGCGUGUUCACGGUAGGCUCACUGCGAAUGCAGCUGGAGAUGUUGCGCGAGUUCCGCGUGCUAAGUCCCAAACUCUUCGAGAGCGGCACGAUGACACUUGUUCAAACGUUGCUGGAUAGUCCACCCUUUGCAUUGCAAGACGUAGUUGCGGACUCUCCAGAAGACACUCUUUUGAGCGAUGUACACAGAUUUUGCAGGGAUGUCCUGCAUCCUGAACAAGGGACACAAGCACCGUCGGAUAUACAACGACAGGUUGCUCUCCUCCUACUUUUCGCGAUCGGGGUGAGCAGUGGGCGAAUCAGGUUGCUCCUUGAGUUCGUUGAGGAGCUACUUACCCAGUCUUACGAGUCUGCUACUACCAAACCGCUUCUAGUUCAAGGAUAUCCGUUUACAGCUUGGGUGAAGGUGUUCAUGCAGCGAAUGCAAUCCUACCGGAUUGACUAUGCGCUAGGAACAUUUGAGGACAGUGCGUUCGUGAAGGAAUUGGCAAUUAAGACACUUCCAGGUGACCCAGAAGAUGACGAGGCAGGGAAUACCUCGGAUGAAUUCAGCGCUACCUUAACAAGUUCGUUUGCCAUGGAUGGAAGCUAUGCCUACACAUGGAGCAUAACGAAAGGGCUGGCAAUGAUCGGAACGGGUCAUAAUUUCACCAUUGCUGGAAGAGUGUAUGCUGAGGUACCAGCAAGCGAGUAUUUACGGAGAUUGGAGGAGAAGCGUACUAUCCGAAAAUUGGUUUAUGGCUUCGGAGAUUGCAUCAAAGAUGUCUCCGAACUCGCGAGGAGUGAAUUGGGUAGAGAUCACGUUGGGUCAUCAGGGACGAGUGUCCAGGACAUUUUUGGCGCGUUGGGGGCAAGUAGUGAUGGGUCUAGAUUGCUUGUCUCGUAUCAUGUGGAUGAUGUUCAGGACGUUUGCAUUCUCGAGAAUCGAGAUCUAUUCAUUCUCCCGGUACCGAGUACUGAAAACGGAGACGCUGAUGUGAAGGUCUAUCGGGCCUGGUACGGAGAGCUGGAUGUUUUAAAUACCGAGGCUGUGCUACACUUCUGCAAUUUACUGGAGCAAAAGCGAUCGAAAUCUGUGACUAAUAGCAAUGUCACGCUUUCCCGUGAUCUCACGGAGCAGCUACUGACGUUAAGUGGCAUUUCACUAGAAAAGAUAGCAGACUCGAAAAGACUGAUGGUGGUCUUCGCAUGUGGUGACAAUUUGGAUUCAGUGGGGGCUCAAGUCCUUGCAGAGGGUGAUCAAUUUGUCGAAGUCGAAGAGAGAGCCAGUGACUCUUAUCUUUCGAGUCUGUUAUUUUGUGAUGACUCGCUAUACCUGAGCGUGAUGUACCCUGAGAUAGACGUAAGUGGAAUGCUGAUCAAUGAAUCAUAUCAACGAUGCCGUCGAUUGCUACGAAUAUCGCCUCAGGGUCUGGGCUUUCUUGAGUAUUUCCCCCUGGGAAAGGAUUGCCCUCGGGCUCAUGAUAAGAAGUGCGAGCUGCCGCUGUAUGCUUAUGCCACUGAAGGGAAACUGAUUUACGAGAUCGACAUGGGGUCGAGUGAAAUUGUUGUCAACGUAAUCACCCCAAAGUCACUCUCGGGAGGAAGAAAAGUUCUGGAGGUAACGCGACAUUUCGUUUUGAACGAGAAGACGGUGCUGUGCCGUGAGUUUUUGCUUUGUCUAACGAAGAUCCGAAGCGUCAUUAUGGACAAUGAAGACAAGUUGGACGUACAGCUGCCUUUAUUUUACACGAAUGGCGCGUCGCUAGGGAUGCUGCUUGUAGAUCCGACCUUACAGGAAAGCGAGCAGAAUCAUGUUCACUGUGUGUUGUUUGACUGUGAAAGUGGCCUGGCAAAGGAGCUUCGCGAAAACGAGGAAAGAACAAGCUGCCUGGAAUGUUCGCUUUCGUGUACGUCAGCGUGCUUCGACGCAAGAAACAACCUGCUGUGGCUAUAUGAUGAGCACAAGAGAACUCUGCGAUCGUACCAGAAUUCUGGGAAGCGGAUACCGCUGGAUGAGAAUUCAAUUCCAUCAGUUGUUGUAAGUAAAAAAACUGGUGAUGGUGAAGAACCGAGCUCCAUCGAAACAACAGCGCUGUCUGUGCUGGGUUUUGUUUACAAGAAUGCUGUCUCAAGUGACUUGACUGUUGGAAACGAUGCCGACAAUAACUCUGCGAUAAGGGUGCCGUUUGCUGUGGAUGUCGAAGUGGAAACAUUUAGGUUACUACUGGCUUUCACUUCGAGGUACGUCGAUAUUUUCAAGGCAAACAACGCCUCAAUUGUCCAAAUUUACAUCCUUCAAGCAUGUCUUGGAAUUUUGAACAAGAAUCUGGAGAGUUUGUUGCAACUUGCUGACGGGCAUUGCAAGCAAGAAUCCAUUUCUCUUCUGAAAUCAAGUUUGUCAACUCCACUUGAUAAGUUGCUGGAGUUCUCGACUGAUGAAAGGAGUCAUGUUCAAGUGGCGUCGGUAGCGCUGGACCUGUACACGACGUCCAUUCGCAUUUUUCAUUCAGAUGUUACGAAGCAGUUCACACAUGUGCUGAGGUAUUUGCAAUCAUGGCAGCAAGCGAAGACGACAAGGAUGGAGUUGAAGAUCCUGGCUCGACUACUUGCACAUCUGUGUACUCGAGCGGAUGUUAUUUACCAUUCGAUGGUGGCGUCUGAAGAUUCACUGGAGCAGUUCUUGAAGUUGGUGGAGUUCGCGGUAGGAAUGCAGCAAAGAAAACUUCGGCAAGCGUUUGCGCUCCGGGAUAGUAGCGAAAGUCCAUUCGAGCUGAUAUCGCUCGUCAACGCAAUCACACAAGCGUCCUUUGUGUCUCUAUGCGCUGUUGGCGAUGAUACUUGCAGUCGUCAGGCGCUUGGUGUUGCUCUUGUGGUUCUUGAAGCGGUGCGCGAUGCAUGCUCAAGUAUUUGCAGUGAUUUGGCAGACCAAGUAAAACACACGGAUUGUCAAAGUCUGUGGACAGAACUUGAAAGCAUUGUGAAGGAUAGCUUUGUCGGGAUAUUGACUCCUGUUGUGCUCUCUUCCGGGAUGAUGCUUUUGCGGAAUCGCAAGAGUCUUAACGGAAGUGCGACGAACGCAAUAUCUGCUACGUCGUUACGCUUGUUUGAUUUCCUCAAGGGUAACGCGUCCAAGAUGCUUGAAUUAAUGGUUAACUUGGAUGUCCUGGUAUCUAUGAUUGAUCCGAAGAAAAGAGAGCAUGUUAUGGAAAACGUAUCUAUGGCAGUCAAAUCUGAAACGAUGGAAUCGUCUCAUGAGUACGAAAACAACUUGGACACACUAACAGAACUCCAAGUACCGGGGGCUACUCGAAUGGUGAUCACGUUCGAUCCACGAUCCCGUAGUGAAGUAAACUACGAUUACUUGACUUUCUACAAGGACAAAAGCCCAGGAGAGUAUUACGGCAGCCAGUUUUACUCCGGACGUGACUCGGAGCAGAACUGGCCUGGUGUGGGUGAUAACCCUCCGUUGAUUAUCGAAAGUGAUCACUGUUUCGUUUACUUCCACACCGACGGAUCCAACACUGACUGGGGGUACAAGUUCACGGCAACAGCCGAGAUCUUGGAAAGGAAAAAGAGCUUGCAGCAGCACUGGAUCGUUUUUCUGCUGGAAAGUGUGGUUCAUUUACUCGAUGAAAGCAUCAAGAUUCUUGUUGAUGGCAGUGUAUUCGCCCCUAUUGAUGAUAUGGAGGUCCAGAAUGAACAGUAUCUGCAAAGCGACCUGCUGAGGAGUGGAGUGUGCAAUGAAGACAACAUGAACGCAGAGGUGCUGCGGCUCCUACAAGACUUUGUCGACCUACCAGCGUCUUCGGAUGCUGAGAGGGUUAUUCAAGCUCUUCAAGAGCGAUCAGGUGUGUCGAGACCGUCCUUAGCUCUAGCACGCUCCACAUCAUUCGAUCAAAUCACAAGGUCCGCUCCAAACAAAUCGGUAAACAGCGCUGUUCGAGCUGUAGCAGCUGCAAUUUUUCACCACAACAUGUGGGGGAUGGAUGCGUAUGCAUUUACUCAGAACUUACGUGAUGAUAUUUCCGAACAACUCCUUCGUGGCUGGAAGAAUGCCCAGAAGAUGCGCGACUGGUUUCAUCUAGGAGAUGCUGCAGAUGCUGGGCAAAUGGCUUCAAGUCGACGGCGUUCCGGACGACUCCGGCGUCAGCCAUCAGCUUACAUGGGACUCUCCGAAGAGUCUCUUGCGAUCUUGUGUGACAACGUCAUUAAACGAGCGCAGUUUUUGCUGGAGAUCACACCCGUGUCAUUCUCCUACGUGGCGGGUGCCAAACGCAGGUGGGGCUUAUUGGCAAAAUACGGUCAUGCAAUUGGAAAGCAAAACUCUACUGAUUCUCAGCUGGAUAAGUGGUACAACCUCCUGGACGAGCUACAAGCUGCAACGGAGCUGAGAAGUCUGUUUCAGUACCGGAGGUCAUCAAGUGAGCGGCUCAAGUAUGGUCAAGCGAAGUCAGUGACGGAACAAGUUCUGGAGUUUAUUCAGAGUGAUGUGGAUAUAUCCGAAGUUCGAAAAGUGAUUGAAAUGAGGAACCGAAGAGCAGAAUGCCGGGCGCUCGGAAUGGAGAUUUUUAUUCAGUCGCUGAAGGAUUGUCCAAGCCUGCGAAUGCGAGGAGUAUUGCUCGAGUCUUUUACGUCUACGCUGAAGUGUUUCGCAAUCGCUAACUCGCCCACAAAUGUGUCUGGAUCGAGCUCUGUCAGUCCAACAUCAGCAUUGGAGUCCUUCCCGCGAUUGCACUUUGAUGCUUUACUUUCAGGAUGCGAUGAGGCAUUACGCCAACGAAUCGCGGAAGCUUUUGGUAAUUGUCUGGCAGUCUUCGCUAAGCAGGCCGCAUCAGUUGCGGAUGAUGGAACAAGCUCUGGAUUGGUAACUUGUAUGUUAAGGUGCUGCGCUAUGGACUAUGACCUAGAAGAUUCCUAUUUGCUGCAGGAAAGUCGAGUGCUGCCGCAGAUAUUGCGUCUACUCUCUUCCGAUUCUAUCACGACUCGCAACGCUGCACAGUCGCUCUUAGGUGUCCUUCUUUCGCGAUUUAUUGCUGGACGAGUGGAGUCGAAUUCAGAGGGUGAUGAUGAUGGCGACGAACACGAUGUUGGUGACGCUCAUGACAUUUCUGCCUUCCAACGGCAACUAUUCGCAGCAGUUGGACAUCAGCUUGAGUGUAUUGUUUCUUCUAUUAAAUCUGCGCUGAGCUCACAUGACCGGGGUUUAGGCAAGUCAUUCCCCCAGUACUUACCCGAAAACUCACCUGGAUUCAUUUCUUCAUGCCUGCAACGAAGUGCAGUCAGUUGGAAUCAUUCGAUAAUGCUUUGGGUCUACUGCCCAAGCAAGGGGCCGUUGUAUGCUCUCAAACUAGGCGAUGAAGUGCGUCGCGGUCCUAAUUGGAGCGGCACUGACGAAUCGGGGGAGGACGGUGAGACAGAAAUUGGAACUGUUAUCAGUAUUCCCACCCCUACUAAAGUUCAUGUUCGGUGGAACUCGUCGGGUCUGACUUCUCAGUGUGAUUUCGAUCCAAAGCAUGGAAAAUUUGACGUUGUCCUGGUAGAUGAAGGCGUUGGUGGUACAAUUUUCCUGAAGGGCAACAAGAAUAUGAUCAAAGACUCGGCAGCGGCCAAGCCAUGGAGUCACUUUGGGCUGUUUUUAACGGAUAGUCGGAUGCUGGUCUACAAAAUUGCGUGCGGAUCGGACAAAGAAAGUGUCUUUGAGACAGACUGUGAACUGGAUGCUGAUCAGUGGUCUCAUGUCGCUAUUGUACAGGACGAAGAUACACUGAGAGUUUACGUCAAUGGCUUAAUGGUAUCGCUGCAUAUUCUCGAGUCGUUCUUAGUGAUGAAUGCGAAUGUGAACCCUGCCGAGUCGGCCAUUAUUGAGUCGACUCAUCCUCUUGAAGACUCGAUCGAUGAAUACUGUCCAGUUCACAUUCCAGGCGCUGUCAAAAUUCGCCUAACGUUUGAUCCUCUGUGCGAUAUUGAUGGCUCAACUGGGUUUGUGCGCUUCUACAAAGACGCAAAGUGUGUGGAAUAUUGGGGCGAAGAAAAGUAUACUGGCAAGUACAGCGACCCGGAGCGGAAUUUUCCAGGUGCUCAAAGUAACCGUGCUCGUCUUCAACACGCAGAUGCAUCCAACGUCGAUUUGAACGUACUUGAAAUUCCGUCGGACCGUUUUUUGGUCUACUUUCACAACGAAGGCAGCUCCAACAGCUGGGGAUUUAGGAUUCUUGCGUCACCAGAGCUAGCUACGUCCGAAGAAGAGUCAACGAGUCCUGUAACGCAUUUAAACCCGUAUCCAUUCUACUUUGGGGAGGCCCCGGGGCGUGUUCUAGACGAGCCAGCUGCGAAAUGCUGGAUUUACCAGCCGAAGGUGUUGAGUUAUCCGAUUUCGGAGAGUGAUCUAACCUCAGAGAUCCAGACAAGUUUUCCAUUAACGGAUAUCGCUUCGAAUGUUGCUCCAGCCGAGCGUACGCUGUACAUACUGGGGUUGUUUCGAACAUGCGCUGAGACUUCAUUUGGGAGGAGUCUCAUCGGCACACCUGGAAAUCUCCGGAACAUUUUGCUUCUGUCGUUUGACAAUCUUGUGCCUGUAGAAAUCCGAAUCGGGGCCAUUAAGGUGCUUAAGGACCUUGUUGGAAUCCUGAGUACGGAUGACAUGGAUACACAGGUGGCUACCGCCCUUCCAGGUGAAACAGAUGGGUUCCUACCGUUUGUUUUCCAGCGUUUGGGUCGAGCUUUGAACGUUUGGAGAGCAUUUGAAGAUGACAAAGUAACUUUGGCGCGUGAAAUCGAAGAAGAAGAUGCAGAUGGAGACCAGUUAGAGCUACGCACGUCAGCUCAAGGAGAAGCAAGUUUAGUGGCAGCAUAUGUAUUACUACUGCGCGGUGCGGCAGAGCACUCGUGCUGGGGGGAUCAAGUUUUUGAACUGGUCAUCUCUGGCUUACAAUCUCAGAUACUAGCGUCGCUUGCGUUACUAGGUGGAAAUUACGGAGGUGCCUACAUCGGAGGCAGGGUGAGCUGCUGUGUAAAUGUUGAUGGCAAGGAGAUGAUCGAGACCGGAUACUUGGUGCAAUUCCGCAUAAAAAGCGGAAAUCAGACCGCGCGUGUCAUCUUCGAUUGCGACCAAUCAAACAUCGUUGACGUACCCUUGACCGAUGUUGCUCAUUUGGAUGAUAUCGAGAAAAAGGAGCUCGCGUCGUUUCUCAAAGGAGUUACACCUUUUGCGUCGGGGCUGAAGGAUCUUUAUCAAGGUGUUCUCGAUCUGACUGAUGCUUCCCCGUCCGUUGAUUCUUAUCAGCCCAAACUUACAAAGAAGGAAAAUGUGGAGGUGCUUGAAAGCGAGCAUCCUUACGCUCCGGGUGAAGAUGUGACAUACUCUUUGAAUUUCCGUGGCGCUACCGAGAUAGAAAUCAGAUUUGACAAGCUGUCGUGCACUGCAGGACCGAACGAUUACAUCCAGUUCAAAAAGAAGGAAGAAGAUCUCAACGAAGGCGGUGGAAAUGUGGAAAAAUACUGGGGUGAGGAAAAGUACUACGGAGAAUCCUUUCCUGGUGUGGGGACUACACCUCCUCUUCGUAUUCCAGCAGGAAGCGUUGAUGUGCACUUCUACACCGAGGGCUCGUCGAGUGGUAUUUCUGAAUGGGGUUUUAAACUCACCGCUCACGCAUUCGAAGAAGCCUUGAUUUAUCCGCCUGAAAUUCCACCAACAAUCAGGACAAGUGCGCUAAGUGAUAUCCGUGCGAGGUGCAUAACAUCUUUUGGACAAGUUCUCCAAUCGCUGAAGCGUUCGGAGAUAGUCCCUACCUUUACGAGUCUGCUACCUUCAUUGACAAAAAUUGCCAACACUCCCUGUGACGGGCGCCCGAUCCAAUCAUCGCCAAAGUCACAGGUAUUUGAGUCGAAGCAUCCAUACGCAAAUUCGGUGAUGGAGUACAUGAAAGUGACUUUCAAUGGCGCGUCAGCGUUGACGAUAACAUUCGACUCUCAAUCUCGAACGGAGCAAGGAUGCGACUACCUCUGUUUCUUUAAGGAUAAGUCGUUGACAGACCGGUGGGGUGCGUAUCAGUACUGUGGAGUGGGAAGUGACGCUAACUGGCCUGGUGUUGAAGACCGGCCUCCACUUGUUAUCCCUGCGGACUCGUUUACGCUUCUAUGGGCAACUGAUGGUUCAAAUGUCGACUGGGGGUGGAAAUUUAAUGUGACAGCGGAGUUCCUUCCCGAGUAUCCCCUCGAUAAAAGUUUGAAGCAGCUGGAUGCUCGAUCGUACCGGUUGUUUGAGACGCUGUACGAAAAGAUGAGUCAUCAACGAACCCCAUUGAAGAGCGAGUUUGAAGAAUUUGCCGGAAGUGAUCAUUCAUUCAAGGACAAGCACACUUCAGAUCCAGUUCGCCAGCUGCUUUUAGACUGUAGCUCCAGUGAGUCAGUAAGACUUGAUGGGUGGGGCAGCGUAACUUCGAGAAGCUCACAGUCCUUUCGCGUGAUUGAUGCAGCUGGAAUCAAGAUUUAUCAGGAGAGGAACCGCGAUUCGAAUGUUUUGGCUGAGCUUAAGGUCGGAGCAGAAUUUGUCGCUGUAGUUGAUCUGGACGGGUGGCUAAAAGUUACCUCAGACAAUAUUGAUCAGCUUAAUAAGGCAACGUGCGGUUGGGUAUGGCAGCGCACAGGUGAUACUGUGCAUGCCAGCCCCUCAACAGCGUGUGCUAACGGAGAAGACUUGCUAACACUGGGGGUGGAUGACCUCAGUUUCGAAAGCAGGCAUUCAGUGCUGGAAAUGGACGAGCGCAAUGAUGAGGAACAGUUACUCACCGGUUUGUGCUCUGCAUACGCAUUCGAUGAGUUCAAAGGACAAACCGACCGAAUCCAGAGUUUGGCGUACGACUCCCAUCGAGCUGUUGCAACGAAAGCAGCGCGCGAUGCGAUUUUUACGUUCCUUUCGUGUGAUCCAAAAAGAGCGUCGAUUCCGCUAAGUGCUUUUGGCAACGCCGAGGAUAUUUUUCUACUCCUGUCACACUUCUUCAUUGGUGCCGAUGCUGACACAGCUUUCGACAAUCACUCUGGUGUACUACUUGCGUUGCGAAAGAGAUUGCAGCAAAUGGUUCGAAGUGGCGAUGAUGACGCUAUCAUUUCUGCUGUGCUCGUUCGGUGUUUGGAAAUUCUGAAAAGUGGUCCUCAGUUGAUGCCGAAGGGCCGUGGAGCUGUGCGGGUACUUGAAAGCACCCACCCUUACCCAGAUAAUGCAGACCAGUACUGGGAUGUCUCGAUUCCUGGGGCCACGAAGAUCAAGGUAGUUUUUGAUCGCAGAUGCAAAAGCGAGGCUGGAUGUGACUGGGUGCGACUUAACAAGUCUGGAUCAAACCGGACGGAAAUAAUUGGCCCAGAUCAAAUCGGCGGCCGGGGUGAUAGCGAAAACUGGCCAGGAACUGGUGAUCGCCCUCCCUUGUAUAUCGAAGACGACUCGUUUGAAGUGUAUUUUCACUCUGAUUCUAGCAACAAUGACUGGGGGUUCAAACUAUAUGCUAUUGGGGUUUUCAAGGAGGAAGGCAAAGUAUCGCGCACAGACAUUAAGAACCCAGACACGGUUGUGCAGCUGCUCUCUAUGACUGGUUGGAUGUUGGAGGCACUUACCUCGAUUCCCGAUGCAAGCUUUUGUGCGAGCCCCGCAACACUGAAACUGUUGUACUCGGCCGAAACAUUGCAAACGCUGAUGUUUUGCUUGAACGAGUCGCCCCAAAGCAUCAAGACAUGUGCACUUGAAAUCCUGAGUAACAUGGCUCAGAGUGCGGCCUUCCAUACGAUUCCAGCCGUGCUCGUUGAACAUCUGCGCGACUUGCUGAACGUGAAAAUGCGUGCAAAGCACCAGGCUGAGGAACGUGUUGAACUGAAGUCACCAUAUCUACAGACGCUAGUACAGUGCGCAGUUGCACUUGAUCUUUCGAUGGAUAGCCAUUGCUUCGGAGGGUCAACGACGUCUGCCAUGGAGCCCCUUUCUCUCUUGCCAUUUGAACCUGGUACCGACGGUGUUUCUACUUUCAUUAGCGGACCAAGUGCAUCAACUUCGAGAUGUUACCAGUUUCUGUUGAAGUUCGCCAAGCUCGCGUCAGCGAUGACUAUUGGACUUUCGAUUGGAGAACCUGAAAUAACCAUGGGAGUGUCAGCGGGUUUUGUGGUGUGGGAAGACAAUGGGAAGUUGUCGUUCGGUGCUCGUUCCAAAGCGAGCGAUGGACCUGCUCUCAAUGAGAUUCGUGGAUACAAAAGUCGAAUUCGGGAGGGAGAUACGGUGAUAAUCCUGCUUGACCUACCACGACAGAUGCUGGUGAUCCGGAAGAAUGGCAUCGUGGCAGCACUCGUAGCCGGGCCACCUGGUUCAGGUGCAUUGGUUCCAUGGGACGAGCUUUAUCCGACUCUGCAGCCAGAAAGUGACAUUCGACUGGUCGUUUCUCAUUCAUGCUUCGACAAUCGGAUCGAGUUCAGCUCGCUAAGCUGUUCCUCUAUUGCACUCAUCCCUCAAUCCAGAGUACCAAACUGGUAUGGCAAGGUUGUCGAUGCAGUGAGCAUGAUGCUAGAUUUCCGUGAAAACUUGUCGUCGACAGUCAUUUCGAGGGAGAGUCGGCACCCGUUGGCAUCUUCGGCACCUUCGAAGCCUGUACGUGAGCUCGUCGACAUUAAUGGUGCCGUGGCGCUAGAGAUCCGGUUCGACAAAAGAACCAAGCUUCAGAAGAGAGAUGAGCUUCGCUUUUUCGCUGGGAAUGAAGUAGAGGCAUCAUCAGAGGACGCUGGUAAUCCGGUGGUCGUGCUUUCGGGAAUCAAUGGAGAGCAGGAUGUGACAGAAUCUCCUCACUUAUUCGCGAGCGACUGCAUGAAUCAAUCUAAUUACUCGUUAUCUAUCGGCGACUUGGUUGUAAGAUCGCAUGACUGGGAAUACAGCAAUGAAGACGGAGGAGCUGGGAAUGCUGGCGUUGUGCAAGAAGUAACUUCUUGGGGGUCUCACGGUGGGAAGGGUGUGCGAGUUCGAUGGCAAGAGAAUGGAUUUGAAACAGUUUACCGCUACGGAGUCAACGGUCGAUACGAUGUGCAGAAUCUCGAGCAUACCAAAUAUCGUAGCGCGCCGUUGAUCCUAAGAGGCAGUACCAUAUCGUUUGAAUUCGCACGGAGUACUCUUCCGACAACUACGGCGCUGAAUUUGAGUGCUUCUUCCGACUUCGCGGGUAGUUUAGAAUUGGACGGGACCAUGCGGCUGGAUUUGAAACUCGUGGAAGAAAAUGAGCGCGUUUUGUCGAAAAGUGAUUGCUCUGCUGAGUUCUGGGCUUGUAUAUCUACGGAUAUCUUUGAGAAGGUGGAUGACAGCGCAUAUAUGGAGGUGCUCCGUAUUGAUGGCACUCGCGGCCGGGUAAUUUUACUGAGUGACAGACUGGGUAGAUGCACGCUGGUUCUUCAAGCCGUGGAUACAAGUGGUGCGCUAAUGAAACAUCACCAGUGUCGACAAGAUGCUGAUAGUGACAGUGCUGGCUCUGGCAAUCUUGUUUUCGGUCAGUGGAUUCAUUUAGCGCUUGUCUUUUCGGGAUCGAGAGUUCUUGUGAUGAGGAAUGGCAACAUUAUCUACUCAGCUCGUUGCUUAGAGCACGACCGACUGGUACUGGAUUCAAACUCUGCGUUAAUCUUCGGGGCUUCAUGCAGUCGUGCUACUUUACCUAAUGAUGAUCUCCCCUUAUCAUUUUUAGCAUUUCGUGGUCACCUCUACGAUAUCCGAUUAUGGGAUGUUGCUUUUCGAGUUGAGCAGCUCCGCAGUCACUAUCGGGGGUUGGACAGCGUUGAUGUGGUACCCAAGAGUAGCAGUCGUCCAGGAACUCCAACAUCUGCGAGUAAAAGGCCUUUGUCUCCCGCAAUGACGUUUUUCUCUUCGCCUCGGUCACCGCGGUCAUCGUUGCGCCCCGUUACAGUCCCUCAUCACAUGCGCAAAUGGGUCACCACGAACCGGACAAGCAAGGACAUUUCCACUGUUCGUCUGAAUUGUUCUGUGAAAGCGUCACCGUUGUCAAAUGGGGAUGGAAAGCCUAGCGAUACGGCGUAUUACGAGGCACAUGUGCUAUCCAGUGGUAAAGUAUGUGUCGGGUGGAUCUUGGGUGGUGCGAAUAUGCACAGCAAGUCAGGAAUAAUAGGAGAAGAGCGCAACUCGUUCGGCAUUGAUUUGAGCAAGAAGGUGGCACAUUUUUCAGCCUUAUCAAAGGACCUGGCACCGUUUACAAGGGUCGACGCUAGCGCAUGCAGCAGUCCGCGACGAUCUUUUGGGAACUCCUUCGGCAACGAUAUUUUUUGUCGCAACGGGGAUGUGAUAGGGUGCGCGAUCAACUUGGCGACUGGAAAGCUAACAUUUUACGUGAACGGCACGAUAGUUGCGGAAUGUGUUCCCUCCGUAGACCAAAGCACUGAGACCGCCCUUCUUGACACCAAGGAUCAGGAAUUUAACGCCUUGGUCACCGAGAUUAUCACAGUCGACGAAUCAGCUACAAGCCCAGGUGUGGAUAAACGGUUUUAUCCGUCUGCAAGCCUAGGCCCUCAAGGCGCACAAGGUCUGGCAUGGAACUUCGGUCAGCGCCCAUUUAAAUAUGAGCCUAGUAUCGAAGAAGGGGGUGUUUUGUCGCUUCUCCAAGCUUCAGAUUGCGCCGAAGAGAACGCACAUUUUGAGGUAUAUGACUGCGAUGAACAGCAGUGGGACCGAGUUGUCUAUCGCCACAAGGUUCAGGAAAUCACACCUCGUCUUGUCGGCUGGUGGAAACUAAACGAGGGUGUGGGGAAUAGUGUUGACGAUGCAAGUGGAAACUGUCAGCAAGGUCUGAUAGCAGCAAACAACGACACCGCCAGUAAAAGCAAAGCUUCCAUUUUCGCUCGGGUUCUUGAAGAUACCGGCGAAAAUGCGUGGUGGAAUGAAACUUGCUCUCCUCCACCAGCUGCACGCAGACGCGUCGGUGACGGCAACUCAGCAUCGCCAUUUUUUUCGUUUGGGUCUGCCAAUGAUGCGGCGACGAAACGUGACUCGUUGUGGGGGUACAAGUUCUAUGUGAUCCCCCAUUUUUCGAUGGAAACGGUUGGCCGACGACGUUUCCAGUCUCAGUCGGUGCGUUUCGGUGACAGUCUUCACAAUUUGUUGCCACGUCACGAUCAACAGCUAAUCAAGUACAUCAACAAGAAGGGUCAACGCAAGGAUCUCAAUGCGAUUCAGUUGCUUCAUGGGCCUUGGAGUGACAUUGCACCGCAAGAGAAUGAGUUGGUACGUUGGCCGGCUUUAAUGGAAAUCAUUGCCUCGCCUAGCGACGACGCAAAAAUGGAGAAAACGUCAACGAAACCACUGGUUGAUGCGCACGGCCGUCUAUCGAAGCGGUUUAAAGUACUGCAAGAGUUCAACGCCGCCGUCUAUCGUAUUUUGCCGUUCAUUGCAUUCCAUGCUCCACGCGUGGAUACUGUGGACUUUAGUACUACUGGACAAAAAUUCAUGCUGAGCGAUCUCGUAAUGGAACAGCGGCACCGAAUCCUGAGCGUGGUGAAGCGUACAGUGUGGGACAGUGCAUUGGGACGCACAAACGAAAGUGGAGUAUCCUUCGAGCUGACGCUAAAUCGUCCGAAGGCGAUGCGAUGCCGUGCAACUGGAAAGACUGAUGUAGAAGGAAGACAUACACUUUUCUCUCAAGCCUUUCGCCAGCUGCAGGCUUUAGAUGGCACCCACUUUCGGCGUGAGGAUGCACUAUAUCAUGUGACUUUUCUUGGCGAAAAUGCGCAAGAUGCGGGUGGUCCUUAUCGCGAGACGUUUGCUCAAUACUGUGAGGAGCUGCAGAGUUCUCAACUGCCUCUUAUGUUACCGACUCCAAACUCCCAACAUAAUGUUGGUGUUGGACGAGAAAAGUGGUUGUUAAGUCCUGGUGCGCAGUCCUCCACUACUCUUCAGAUGCUCGAGUUCCUCGGUAAGCUCAUGGGGGCUUCGAUUCGCAGCAAACAGUAUCUUGCGCUGAACCUGGCGCCUCUGGUAUGGAAGAAACUUGCGGGUGAGCGUCUAGUACUGGAUGACUUGGCAGCGGUGGACUCGAUGCUGGUGAACUCCAUGUCAAGAAUGCGAACCAUUGACCGCUAUGGUGUCACGGAAGAGAUGUUUGAGGAUAUCGUAAUGGAAACGUUCACGACGUUGGGAGCAGACAAUCGUGUUGUCGAGCUCAAAGAUGGAGGUGCUCAUUUACCGGUAACAUUUAGCUCACGUUGUGAGUACGCAGACCUUGUUGAGCAGGCUCGGCUUCACGAAAGCGACGAUCAAGCCCAGGCAAUUUUCCGCGGACUCGCCAAGGUUGUACCGGCCAAACUACUUGCGUGCUUUUCGGGUGCUGAGCUUGAGCUUAUGGUUUGCGGAUCACCUGAGGUGGACGUGAACCUGCUUGAGAAGUGCACUGAGUACUCAAGCUGCUCGCCUACAGACGACCACAUCAUUUGGUUUUGGCGGGCGCUUCGAGACUUUUCUCAUGAAGAACGUAGUGCGUUCUUACGCUUCGUGUGGGGCCGCUCACGGCUUCCUGCUAGUGCUGACGAAUUCCCUCAACGUUUCAAGCUGCAGUCGUUCAAUAUGGAGCGCGCAGGUCGCAGUGUUGACGCUUACAUGCCAGUGGCUCACACAUGCUUUUUCUCUAUUGAGAUUCCGGCCUACUCGAGCGAGAAUGUAUUGCGUGAGAAACUCUUGUACGCGAUUUACAAUUGUCAAGAAAUUGACGGCGACGGCGACAGCGUCGCAGCUAAUCAACUCGGAUGGGAGGAAUGA